Messenger RNA from Symbiodinium sp. CCMP2456, 2802 nucleotides. The record is from the annotation of a GenBank genome assembly. NCBI's taxonomy places the organism in Eukaryota, Dinophyceae, Suessiales, Symbiodiniaceae.
GAACACGGGCAUCUUAUUCCUCUUGAAGCGCAAGACCUUUCAGGACCCCGCUUCUUAGACAUCAAUCCGGGUCGGCUUGCUUUGGUUCAGGCCACUCACCGAGAAACCCAGCUGCCUAUCAGCAUAGUUGGUAUCUACCAACACGUCUGGCGCACACACUUGACAUCUUCUCGCAACAGAGAGCUCCGCCAAACCGUAUGGGCCCAGCUUGAAACAGCCCUGCAAAGAGUGCCCAGUCGGCACGCACUGCUGAUCUGCGGUGACUUCAAUUCUACGUUGACUUGUGAGCCACCUCUUGUGGGCAGCGCCAUUCCCAAAAGCUCGUCGCACACGGAAGAUGGCCUGCAGGCCCUCCUGUACAAACACUCACUCUGUGCUCUUAACACAUGGCACUGCAAGCCACACUGCACCUAUCAUUCGUCCACAGGACAGACACAAAUCGACUAUGUGCUUGCGUGCUGCGCCGACACGGGACGCCUUGCCCGCACUGCCUGUCCCGACCACACCUUCCCGGUAGGAGGUGAUAGGCUUAGUGGCCAUUACCCGGUAAGAGUUCACUACCCGCUACGCCCCUUCUCCCGCCGAAAUACUCGCCCCAAGCAGUCACCUGCCUUUGAUGCACAAGCUCUUUGCACUGCAGUCCGCUCCCGGGCCCCGUUGGCUCAGGAGCUGCAGCACCGCAUCAGCCAUCGGCUGCAGGACGUUGACACGUCAGUGCUUUCUUCUGCGCGCCAGCAUGUCAACCGAAUCCUUUUAGAGGAGACCUGCCUGCUGUUUCCGGCCAAAGCUGCACCGGACAAUCGCAUCAGCGCUCAGCCUGCCUUUCGCAUCACUGCUCGUGCUGUUUGGGGUCUCUACCGUGACCUCAAACACUCAGGUGUGUGCACCUUUCGCAACAUCUUCACCAAGUGGCGACUGGCUACCCAGUUUGCCAGAGCCUCAAGGGCGCUCCGCCACAGCAGUCGACAGCUUAAGAAGCAGUUCUUCCUGGAUCAGGUGGAGGCCGCCGAGCAGGCAGCACACCGGGGUGAUCAACGAGGCAGACUUCGUGACGACUCCGGUCGUCUCCUCACCCGUGACGAGGAGCUCGAGGCAAUAGUUAAGUACGGUAAUGCCACCUUUGCUCGGCACUUCGAUGAUCGCCCGAUACUUCCCCUAACUCAGGAUGUCACCAUUCCAGCCGCCGACCUGGCUGCAGAGCUGUCAAAGCUCGGGGUUGCCAAGGCAGUUCCCAAGCACAUUGCUCCAUCAGCAGUCUGGAAGCUUUGUUCAUCAGACCUGGGUGAGGUCUUGAGCCGAACUCUGGCUGCACACCUUCGUCGGGGCACCACCGCCUCCUUGGACACAGACUGGAAGGACUGCAGCGUGGUUUGGAUACCCAAGCCCAAUAAGCCCCCGCAAGGGAUCUCCUCCUUGAGGCCCAUAGGUGGGCCGCUCAUCAGCAGCACCCGCGUCACUCGCUUUCAACAGCAGGCUGGUCACAAGCAGCGCGGCUGCACCGGAGGCGUCAGCCUCUCCUUGGACCUGUCCAAGGCUCUAUCGGAUAUCACGCUUAUCCUUGAGACCCUCGAAUCUCUUCACAUGGUCGUCAACUUUGAGAAGACAGCAAUCCUCCUUCACCUCGUUGGCAAGGAGUCCAAGCAACUUCGACGAGAUCACACCUUUAUGAAGGCAGGGCAACUUCAUCUAAAGCUAUGCGUGCAUGGUCGUGAGCGAGCUAUCCCUAUCCGGGACCAACACGUCUACCUAGGCACGGUCGUAACCUAUCACAAUAAGUUAGAGCGCAACAUGGAGCAUCGCACCAAAGCAGCCCGUGCCAACUACCAGGGCCUCCGCAAGCUGCUGAAUGGAGCUCACACCCUUGAGAAAGGGCACCGCAUACGCCUUUGGAAGGCAUGCCAGCUUGCCGCCUAUGCAAUCGCCAGUUCUUCAGGCGACAGCUUGACUCGCGCGCCGCUCUCGGAGGCACACGUGAAUGCACCGAUCCAGGUCCCACCGACCGCGAUGUACGGGGAUCCGAUGGACGCCUUUGUCCACGAGGAGGCGGAGAUCUUCGCCGGCUUGUGGACCGGGCAGGAGCCUUAUCUGGAGGUCGCUCUCAGAAGCGCCAGACCGCCGCCACCCCGGCCGAUGCACCAUCUCCAGAACCACAUCAACCUGCUAGGCCGUGUCGUGCUGCAGCAAGAAGACAUCAUCAGCCGCCUGCGCAACGACAAGAACUUAAUGUUGUUCAUGCGCAACGAUGCCAACGGCACGCUGGGCACGCUCAUGGAAAUCUCUCGAGAUUGGAAGGCCAAGAAAUCCCUGGAACCGGAUCAGCUCAAGUCGCCACUCCGCACGGUUCUCAUUGCCUGCAUGCUCAGAGAGCUCAUGAAUCUGGCUCAGCAGGCGGUUGCCACGGAGGAAACUCGCAGCAAACAUGUGACCCUGGAGUGGCUCAACUCGGAGGGGAACUGGAAUUACCGGUGCUGGAACACAGCGGAGCGUCGACUGGAGACGGACAAGAAGCGAACGCCCCUGCAGCAUGCGGAGGCGAUGCGUCUUCUCAACUUCCUCUUGAAGUGCAUGUGCGGCGACAUAGUGCAGCGCUUCGCGGCAUCCAAGACCCUCAACUUCCUCGAACAGCAGGGAGCCCAGGCGCAAGAAGUUUACGACGCCCUGGAUCGGUUCACAGGCAGCGCUCUGAUGAACCUCAUCGGAGUCUCGAUGAAGAGGGACACAAUGCCACGCUCCCCCUUGGCGAAGAAGCUUGCAGAGCAGGUCUACCCCAGUCACUCGAGCCAACGCCCCUUUCAGCGGUAG